AUGAAAUUUGGUAGUCAACUUGAUGCAGCUUUAUAUGGUGAAUGGGCAGAAUUUUACCUGGACUAUAAUGGUCUAAAGAAACAUUUAAAGUUAGGGGAGAAAAAGGAAGCUGGUUAUACAGAAAAAGACGAAUCUGCUUUUGUAGAAUUGUUGGAUAAAGAAUUAGAAAAGAUUUAUGCCUUUCAAAAUUCCAAAUACGAGGAAAUUAAAGGUCGUGUUCAACAUUGUGAAAAUGCAGUCGAAUCAAUAAGUAAAAGCCCUUCAAUGAAUAUUCCUGAUAGAUAUGCAGAAGUUGAACGCGAGAUUAAUUUUAUCACUGAAGAAUUGAAUGAGCUCGCAAAAUAUGCAAGAUUAAAUUAUACUGGCAUUAUCAAAAUUGUAAAAAAACAUGAUAGGCGAACACAUUACAUUCUGCGUCCUAUGUUUAAUGUUCGUUUGAAUGCAUGUCCUUUCUACAAAGAAAAUUAUGAACCUAUUAUUAUACAACUUUCACGUUUAUACCACAUCGUUCAUCAAAGAUUAGGAAAUAAUGAUCAAUUCUUGAGCUCAACACCAAAUUUUCAAUCUAUGUCUAAUUCAUGGAAACCACAAACAAUAAUGCCAGCACAAGAAAGAUUGUUGAGACAGUCUCGUAAAUACUGGGUCCAUUUGAAUAACAUCAUGGAAGUUAAAACCACUAUUCUCCGUCACUUACCAGUUAUACUCUAUAAAGCUGGCUCUGACUCAUCUGUGACCUCAAUAUACUUUGACAAUGAACCAUUUGAGCUGUACCAAGAUAAAGUCGACCGUAAACCUGGCGAUCAAAUAAUCAGGUUACGUUGGUAUGGAAAUAAAUCAAAUGGUGGCGUCUUUCUUGAAAGAAAAAUCUAUGAAACGGGGGAUGAUGAAAUAAAAGAUCGAUUCCUUAUCAAAAAAAAAUAUGUGGAUUCAUUCUUAAAAGGCACAUAUUCAAUGGAAAAAGUUAUCAAGAAAAUGAAAGAAACUCCCGGAAGAACAGAUGCCGACGUUGAACAAUUUGUGAAAUUGGUCAAAGAUAUUCAAAACACUAUUCAAGAUAAAAAUCUACAGCCUGUUCUUCGCACAUAUUAUAAUAGAAUGGCAUUUCAAAUUCCCGGUGAUAACCGUGUUAGGAUUUCUCUUGACACAGAUUUCUAUAUGAUAAGGGAGGACAAUUUUGAUAUUAUACGUCGUCGUGAAGGUGAAUGGCGAAGAUCAGACAUUGAAGAUGAUAGAUUUGACAAGUUACCAUCAUCUGAAUAUGCCAAAUUUCCUUAUGCUGUAUUGGAAGUUAGACUUAAUGCGAAUGGUAAUGAACCAGGCUGGGUACAAGAAUUUCUUGGAAGUCAUUUAGUUGAGGAGGCUCCUCAAUUUUCAAAAUAUGUUCACGGUGUUGCCACAUUAUUCACUGCUGAAGCUCCCUCCUUACCAUAUUGGCUACCAAAUAUGGAUAAAGAUAUUCUUAAACCACCAAGCACUCAUAAUAUAUAUGAUGAUUUAUCUACUGAAACUCCAGCUUCUUCAUCCAAUUAUAUUUCCUCAAGAAGAUUUAAACAAACCAUACCAAAUAGUGGUAUUAUCAAUGUUGAAGUGGUUGGAAAAAAUCAAAUCAGUAGCAGAAAUAAGGGUAAAGCUGUCGAAGUAUAUAAUCCUGACGAAGAGGGAGAAAAUAUUAUUGACGAGAAUGCGCCUUUGCUUGGAGGAGAAGAGGGAGGAGAAGAAGGUCAACAAGAAUCGAUAGUUCUCAAGACAUUUAAUAAAUUAUUUCAUAGACGCAGUCAUUCUAAAACUAAAUCAGUCAUACUACCACCAAAUGUCAGAAUUCCUCAAGUAAUAAACACACAAAUACGCGUAGAGCCUAAAGUUUAUCUUGCAAAUGAAAGAACAUUCUUUUCCUGGAUGAGAUUUAGUGUAUUAUUGGGUUCAUUUGCUCUUGCAUUAUUCAAUGCCAGUGGUACUGAAAAUAAAGCUGGUAAAUUUUGUGGUGUCCUUUAUGCAUUAAUAAGUGUCUCUGUUUUAAUAUAUUCAUUAAUCAAAUACAAUAAAAGAACUAAAAUGAUUAAUGAAAGGAAGCCUGGUCCGUAUGAUGAUAUUGUUACACCUAUUAUAGUUUGUAUUGCACUUUUUAUUGCUGUUGGACUUAAUUUUUACCUUAAACUCCCAAGAGUGAUUGAAAGCAGUCGGGAAAAUGUUAAUAUUAAUAUUCCUGAGCCAAUUACAUCAGCAUAA
This is a messenger RNA of Entrophospora candida, 2226 nucleotides long. NCBI's taxonomy places the organism in Eukaryota, Fungi, Glomeromycota, Glomeromycetes, Entrophosporales, Entrophosporaceae. The record is from the annotation of a GenBank genome assembly.